GAAAUUACUGUGACAGCUGUAGAAGAAGAAUUUUAUUGCGAAAAAAACUAAUUCAGAUAUUUUUUGCAAAACGGAAGAUUGUGUAGAGCACGUAAUUUUCGUACGUUCGGAUGCUAAUUACUCACGGAAGACGAAAAAGAAGAAGAGCAAACAUUUCAACACGCAAAGAAGGGCCCCACAGUGCUUAGGUGUGGUUUUGUUUUGUCGCAAAAAGAGAUUCCUACUGUUGUAAAAAUUUCUAUGCGAAUGGGCUGUUUCUAGUAUCCGAAAGAAGUAGCAUAGCAUUCGCUUAAAAAUAUUAUCUAUUUGCGUGUGGGUGUAAAACAAUAGUGCACAAUAAUGACCGGACGACUUCCUGCUUGUGUGAUCGAUGUAGGAACUGGCUACACAAAACUCGGCUUUGCGGCGAACAAGGAACCACAAUUUAUCAUCCCAUCCGCUAUUGCGAUCAAAGAGUCGGCCAAAGUGGGCGAUCAGAGCGCUCGCCGUGUGACCAAGGGAGUGGAAGACUUGGACUUCUAUAUCGGCGAUGAAGCAUUCGAUGCGACCGGAUACUCUGUAAAGUACCCGGUACGCCAUGGCUUGGUCGAAGACUGGGACCUGAUGGAACGAUUUCUGGAGCAAUGUAUUUUCAAGUACCUUCGCGCAGAACCGGAAGAUCACCACUUUCUGCUAACAGAGCCUCCGCUGAACACGCCGGAAAAUCGUGAAUACACUGCCGAAAUCAUGUUUGAAACGUUUAACGUACCGGGGUUGUACAUCGCUGUGCAGGCCGUACUAGCUCUGGCUGCCAGCUGGGCAUCCCGGCCAGUAGAGGAACGCACAUUAACCGGAAUCGUGGUGGACAGUGGAGAUGGUGUGACACACGUUAUUCCCGUGGCGGAAGGAUAUGUAAUCGGUUCAUGCAUCAAGCACAUUCCUAUUGCGGGUCGCAACAUUACCUCGUUCAUUCAGAGUUUGCUGCGUGAGCGUGAGGUAGGUAUUCCACCCGAGCAGAGUUUGGAGACGGCCAAAGCAAUCAAGGAGCGAUACAGCUACAUCUGUCCGGACAUUGCGAAAGAGUUUGCAAAGUACGACGCGGAACCAACCAAGUGGAUGCGCCACUACGAGGGCAUCAAUGCCAUUACGAAGCAACCGUUCGGUGUGGACGUCGGUUAUGAGCGUUUCUUGGGGCCGGAAAUUUUCUUUCAUCCCGAGUUUUCGAAUCCGGACUUUACGACCCCAUUGUCGGAGAUCGUGGACACUGUCAUACAAAACUGUCCGAUUGAUGUGCGAAGACCAUUGUACAACAAUAUUGUGCUGAGCGGUGGAUCUACCAUGUUCCGUGAUUUUGGACGUCGCUUGCAACGCGAUAUUAAGCGCAGUGUUGAUGCCAGGCUGAGAAUUAGUGAAAAUCUUAGCGAAGGAAGAAUAAAGCCAAAACCUAUUGAUGUGUCGGUGAUAUCCCAUCAUAUGCAGCGAUAUGCCGUAUGGUUCGGGGGCAGUAUGCUAGCCUCUACGCCUGAAUUUUAUCAAGUGUGUCACACGAAAGCUGCCUACGAAGAGUAUGGUCCUGGUAUAUGCCGUCACAAUCCGGUGUUCGGAACCAUGACAUAGACGAAAUGCAAAAUGUGAAUACCUUCGGCCCCCCAUCUAACGUAAUUGAAAGGUCGAAUGUGGUGGGUAAAAUGAACCACAGCGUUGAAUGAAAAGGACUUCAAGUCUGUUCUAGAACAUUAUUUACCAAAAGUAAUCCCCGUAUGCAAACCCCGUUACGUCAAUUUGCUUCGAGUGCAAACUGGCGAAAGUAAGAGUAAGUCCGCGAUAUGGAUGCAUUUUAAACAUUUAUUAUUUUAUACCAUCUUUAUUUCCUCGAUCGAGUUCCGUUGUGCAAAAGGUAUACGCUUUGCGAUUAGUUUAUGUGUUGUUCUGUGUAGCCCAUGGCUGUCGUCUGUCGUUGCGAAGAAAACUAAUUCACAAAAUAGGAUAAAUAGUUACGAACAGUGCAACAAGGGGCAUUUAUUUCAUAGACCUAAUUAAAACUCCAUUUUGCAAUUUUUGGAACGUGUCCAUUUCUCUUAAUUUCUUUGGUGCAAUAGACUCAUCCCGAAAAUGGAUUACCAAAAAUCGUUGUUUACGCUAAUAAUGCACACUACCAAUGUGAGCUACUGUACUAUUUUCGGAUUAAUUAAACACAAUUUCCUUCAUGAAAAAAGAACAUCGGUAGAGAAACAAAGCAAUAGCGUACGAACGACCUGCUAGUAUUGUAACAUUGAACAAAACAAAUUAAUACCUUCCAUCGGAAUAGACAGUAUUGUGCGCUUUUUACAUACCCGUUCAUCAUUUGUUGCUUAAUUUGAGUAUUAAGAUUCGCUCGUCUGAAGACUGACUUUUUUCGCUCUGGUGGAAUUAGUUUUCAGCAAAUGUAAUACAUGAAUGCACGUAAUUCGAUAAUAAAGUUACGUUACGAUCCUUAUUUCAUUGCGUUUAAACAGAUCACUAGUAAACGUAUAUAUCGAAAAUAGUGGAGAUAGCCGUUUUGUUUCACUGCGGCCCAAC
Molecule: messenger RNA, 2538 nt
Organism: Anopheles moucheti
Lineage: Eukaryota; Metazoa; Arthropoda; Insecta; Diptera; Culicidae
Gene: Arp3
Product: actin-related protein 3
Exons: 7
Coding region: 340-1596 (418 amino acids)
Biological process (GO): Arp2/3 complex-mediated actin nucleation
Cellular component (GO): Arp2/3 protein complex; actin cortical patch
Molecular function (GO): actin filament binding
Source: RefSeq, a predicted model, not a curated record